ACCCGUUUUCCAGCGUUAACUGCGCGCGUGCCCGUGAGCGCGUGUCCGUGAUAAAACAAUGCACGUGACUGUUCUCGAAAAAGAGUAGGCUACAUGGACCCUCACAGAGCCGCUUCUCACCAUUAUGCCUGUUCUACACGCUGAAAUAACAUAGAGAAUGCUAUAAAGCCACUCCUCCAUCAUGCUGAGUCGCUUGCAGGAGCUCAAGAAAGAAGAGGAGACUCUUCUGAAAAUCAAAGUCAUGCUGCAGGAUCAGCUUAACAGGCUGAAGUUUGAAGAGGGAGCCCUGAAGUCCAUGAUCAAUGCUCAGUCUGAGGAGAGCCCAACUGACCCUGCUCCUCCUGAGGCUGAGGUCAACCUAGACAAUGAAAGUGAGAUCAAUCAGACUAAACUAAUACUAGGUGCUCCUACUGACUAUGAAAUGGAGGAGGAGGAAGAGGACGAAGAUGACGACGACGACGAAGAGGACGAUCUUGAUAUGGUGCUGGAGGAGGAAGAUGAUGACGACUACUGAAUUUACAUUCAGUUAGCACAAGUGAACUGUUUAGGUGUGUAAUGAGCAAAAUGGCAUGCCAAAAGAUAAUGUGUUCAUAGAUUGUUUCUGUUUCUUGUUUUGUCUACAGAUUAUGCUAUAAUUUAUUAACUCUAGGUAAAAGACAACUUGAGAUCAAACCACAAAAUGGUGUGUAGCAACAAGCAAGCAUAGAAGCUCAUUUUUCGGUACUGUAUAUGAGGCGAAGCCUACACUGUUGUCACUUUUCUAAAUUAAGCCUGCGCCAUUAUUGUAUUUCUUUCUUUCUUUUGAAAAAAAAAUGACAUGUAGCCAAUGUUUCAGAUAACAGUACAUUCAGUUUGAAUGUACUUAUAUAAAUCUGUGUUGACUUCAUAGCAUUUAAGUUGAGAGUUGCCAGAGAUACUUUUUAGAUGUAAUGUGAGAGACAGAGUGAAUGCAUGUGUGUAUCUAAUGCAUGUGCCUAGGUCAUUUCUUGAUGAGCCAGUACUGUACAGUGAUGUCUUUUUGUACUCCAUGAGGAAUAUUGUAUAUGUUUAGUACAGUGGUUUAAAAUACUUAAGCACAAUACAGAAGUUGGAAUCUCCA
Messenger RNA from Hemibagrus wyckioides, 1099 nucleotides. RefSeq names its product small nuclear RNA activating complex, polypeptide 5 (gene snapc5). Lineage: Eukaryota; Metazoa; Chordata; Actinopteri; Siluriformes; Bagridae. The transcript is spliced from 4 exons. The coding region runs from base 182 to 514 and encodes 110 amino acids. The record is from RefSeq and is a predicted model, not a curated record. Gene Ontology annotation, biological process: transcription initiation at RNA polymerase III promoter; transcription by RNA polymerase II. Gene Ontology annotation, cellular component: nucleus.